AUGGUUGGACCGUGGCUGCUGGCCGCGCUCCUGUGCGGGUCCGUGCGGGCGCAGCAGCCGCUGCUCCCCGGGAGCUGCAGCUUCGAGCUGGACCCCUGCGGGUACAGGCCGGACCCGGACCCGGACCGGGACCACGGCAGCUGGAGGAUGAACGAGGAAGGACAUUUGAUCGCAGUGGACUCGGCCUUCCUAGAUGAGGAGGAGCAGGCGGUCCUCCUCAGUCCGGUUCUGGACCACCAGGACUGGAGCUGCGUGAGGCUGGUGUACCAGAUCACCGGACGGGCUUCGCUGGGGCUCCACCUCCGACCGGACGGCGACAACUUUGACUACCAGCUGUGGACGGCCAACGCCACCUCUGACAGCUGGCUCAUUGCCAGUGUGGACCUGCCGAACACCACCACGGCCUACCAGAUUUUACUGGAGGGUCGACCGGCGCGUGGCUCAGGGAACAGCGUGGCCAUCUUUGAAAUCCACAUCGUCCCAGGAUACUGCAUUGAGUGUAACUUUGAGGAGCACCACCUGUGUGGCUACAGCAACAGCUGGAACCCCAACGUGAACUGGUAUGUUGGGGGGAGUGUGAUGAGAGAGGAUGACCAGCUGGGGAACAACACAAGCAACGAGCAGAGAGGCCACUACAUGUAUGUGGACUCUGUGUACGCCAAACAUUUCCAGGAGGUGGCCAAGCUGAGCUCCCCGAUGACCACCGUGGCCAUGGAGGGCUGCCUCAGCUUCUACUACCAGCGAGACCAGGAGCGGGGCAACAUCUUCACAGUGUUCACCAGGGACCAGCUGGGGCACUACGAGGAGCUGUGGAGGCCAGCGGUCUACGCUACAGCCGGGUGGACUCUGGUCAGCGUGGAUAUCAAGGCCCCGCAUCCUCUGGAGGUGGUGUGGGAGGUGGCCUUUAACAGCCCCAGAGGGGGGUACGUGGCCGUAGACGACAUCUCCUUCUCGCCUGAGUUCUGUCACACUGACACAGAACCGACCUUUGACCCCAGCAUUGCCAGCUGUGACUUUGAGAAGGGCCUGUGUCUGUACCAGCAGGAGAGGGCCGACAGCAGGGCCUGGAGCCCGGUCUCUGUCCAGCCCAACAUGUACAGAACCGGAGACCACACCACGGGAACCGGCUGGUACCUCCUUGCGAACAGCCGUUCCUCUGCCAGGCCCAGCUACGUGGGCCGGCUUCAUGGCCCCCUCCUGCCCGGAAACCACAGAUACUGCCUGAGGUUCUACUACCUGCUGUACGGUUUUGGAAAAGUGGACGGCGGCCUGGUGGUGUACGUCUACGACGAGAACAACGUGGCUCAGGAGAGAGUGUGGAGCCUGAGCGACAGGUCCCGGGCCGUGUGGACCCAGGUGGAGGUGUCCUACGUGAAGCCCAUGGUCUCCAAGGUGGUGUUCGUCACCAUAUGCAGAGACUUCUGGGAAUGCGGCCUCAUCGCCAUCGACGACGUGUCGGUGAGCCUGGGAGACUGCCAGAUGUCCGCAGCCUCCCUCCCAGGACAGUGUGACUUUGAAAGUGGACUCUGCGGUUACAUCCAGGACCAGAAGGGAGACAAGGCCGACUGGCUCCGGGUCAGAGGUCACACGCCAACGUCCUACACGGGACCGCGGGGAGACCACACCACUGGGGUGGGUCACUUCAUGUACAUCGAAGCGUCCCUCAUGCGUCCAGGUCACAAAGCUCGCCUGCUGACGUCUCCCCUGCGGGGGUCCUCGUCCCCCCAGUGUCUGGUCUUCUACUACCACAUGUACGGGUCGGGCACGGGCAUCCUGAGCGUGCUCCUGCAACACGGCGGGAAAGAGCGGGACGAGCUGCUGUGGCGGCGGCGGGGCGAGCAGAGUUUCAGCUGGACCCGGGCCAUGGUGGACUACCGCUGUGAAGUCAGACAUCAGGUCAUCUUUGAAGCCAUCCGGGGCCCGUCACUACGGAGUGAUAUUGCUAUUGAUGACGUUCAUUUUAAAAGGGGACCCUGUGAAGACCCUGAUGAUACAGCGCCAUACUCUGGAUUCUCCGAGUAUUUCAAUGAGAUUGACAUCUGA
Messenger RNA from Salarias fasciatus (jewelled blenny), 2043 nucleotides. RefSeq names its product MAM domain containing 2a (gene mamdc2a). The transcript is spliced from 14 exons. The record is from RefSeq and is a predicted model, not a curated record. Lineage: Eukaryota; Metazoa; Chordata; Actinopteri; Blenniiformes; Blenniidae. Bases 1 to 2043 code for a protein of 680 amino acids. Gene Ontology annotation, cellular component: membrane.